Messenger RNA from Echinostoma caproni, 537 nucleotides. NCBI's taxonomy places the organism in Eukaryota, Metazoa, Platyhelminthes, Trematoda, Plagiorchiida, Echinostomatidae. The record is from the annotation of a GenBank genome assembly.
GGUGCCAUAUUGAAUAUCAUGGUUCAAGAUUUGUUCACCAAUGAUCAAUAUCACGAACUAGUAGAUGCGACUAAUCUAACGUACAAGGUUCGUUCGGAGAACUCUAUUUUCUUUGAGGUCGAUGGCCCAUACAAAGCCAUGGUGCUACCCGCUGCGAAGGAAGAAGGAAAGAGAUUGAAAAAACGCUAUGCUGUAUUCAAUUUCGAUGGUAGUCUAGCCGAACUGAAGGGGUUUGAAAUCAAACGGAACGACAUGCCGGAUUCGGAACUGUUCGAUCUGAUCUCGGAAAAUAGAAGCAUGUCACGACGUUUGGAGGACUAUGGCUCCCAAAAGUCCACUUCCAUUAGCACCGCUCGUCGCAUGGCCGAAUUUCUUGGGGAUCAAAUCGUUAAAGAUGCCGGUUUGUCGUGUCGUUUUGUUAUUUCCAAACAACCGGAAGGUGCUCCGGUUACAGAACGAGCCAUCCCAUUGGCCAUAUUCCAGGUACCUUUGAUUUUGUUACUAUUGUUGUCUGACACUGUGAUGAGUUUUGUGUGA